Molecule: messenger RNA, 5812 nt
Organism: Triplophysa dalaica
Lineage: Eukaryota; Metazoa; Chordata; Actinopteri; Cypriniformes; Nemacheilidae
Gene: nedd4l
Product: NEDD4 like E3 ubiquitin protein ligase
Exons: 28
Coding region: 83-4066 (1327 amino acids)
Biological process (GO): regulation of dendrite morphogenesis; ubiquitin-dependent protein catabolic process
Molecular function (GO): ubiquitin protein ligase activity; protein binding; sodium channel inhibitor activity
Source: RefSeq, a predicted model, not a curated record
UGGCAGCGUUUCACUGGUAGCUGUGAAACAAAACACAGCCUCUGUCUGUGAGUAAGGGAAAGAGAGAAAGGAAAGAGAGUGGAUGAGCAAGACAGAGAGAGGGAGAGCAAAAGGGGAUCAGGCGUACGAAAUAGUGGGUGAGACAGAUCCAGCAGGCGCUGUACAGAGACAGUGCAAGGCAGACAGGAGAAUGUCUCACCGGUUGCGGUUGUAUUUUGGCUCUGGUCGCAGCAACACAGCACCCGAGUUGGAGCAGCUGAACGGGGCGGCCGAGGACGGAGAUGAGAAUGUUACCAGUAACUGGAGAAGCCAUGGCGGCGCUGGAGCCGUGAGGGUCCGAACACAGUCACGAAAUGGAGGACAUGCUGAGAACUCAGAAUCGAGUGACGCCUUUCUUAAACGAAGUUCUUCCAUGUUCAUCCCACAGCUCCAGGGUCAAACCGAACCACGGACGACCAAGAGCACUUCUAUGCAGAUAUCUCUCCAACGUUUAUCAGGACCGCAAGAAGAUGUUCCCCUCGAUCCACCUCCAGGGUACCCACAGGACCCAGCUCCAGCCUACACUGAACCUGGAGUUGGAUGGCCCUUACCUCCACCUCCUGCCUAUCACAGAGGAGACAAUCCAUCCCACAGCGAAUCCAUCCUUGAACAAAGUCAACCAAACACCGAUCCCAACCAACCUAAGAGACAAGUAUUUUGUGUCCGGCCUGGUGAUGGACAAAACGGUUACACUAGAAUGAGUGUACCCAACAAAAAUCACCAAGGGAUUACCAUCAAUGGUUUCUGUAUCCAGAGAAGAUCUAUAGAUGGCUCGGACAUCCGACAGUUCAGUAUUGUGCCACACAACGAGGAUGGUCAGAAUGGCCAGUGUCACCGCUGGUCUGUCCAACAAAGCACGGACAGCGGUCCAGGCACCCAGAGACUUGUUUUCCAACUUCAACAGGACCAGGGACAUCAAACAAACCAAAAUUCUCCCCCUGAAGUGACGGAUUUGGGCUACAUGGGCUCAAAAGGUUGCCGUGUGGUGCGAUACCCUCGGAUCCGUUUGGAGAGGAGCGCAUCGCAGCCGUUACAACCCAGAGGAGAACCCGCACGCCUCGGUUCCAUGCCAGACCUUCAUGCACCAAUCUCAGAAAUGGAAACUGAGAGCGAGAUCGAUCAGAAUAAAGCUCAAGGCUGCACAUUCAAGAUUAGGCAAGAACAGAACUCCCGACAGCCCAAGUUUAAGAUAUAUUUCAGCCAGGGAGGUGAGCACAGCACCAUUACCGGACGAGAUAUUAGCUUUGGAAAGGUUCCUACCUGCUCCAUUCCACAGGCUCAGAUUGGUCAUGAUCGUUCCAAGAAUGGGCUUUUCAACCUGGGCCAGACUAGAGAUGACUUCCUCGGGCAGGUGGAUGUACCUCUUACCCAUUUACCGACGGAGGACCCUGCAAUGGAACGGCCAUACACAUUUAAGGACUUUCUUCUCCGUCCGAGAAGUCAUAAGUCUCGCGUGAAAGGAUACCUGAGGCUGAAGAUGGCUUACCUGCCAAAAAACGGCGGUCAGGAGGAAGAGACCAGUGAGACGAGGGAAGAGGCCGAGGGCUGGGAGGUGACCGACUCCACAGAUCCAGGGUCACAGAGACCCCAGCAGCUCCUGCCUCCUAUGCCCCCUGGCUGGGAAGAGAAGGUGGACAACUUGGGUCGCACCUACUACGUGAACCACAACAACCGCACCACGCAAUGGAAUAGACCCAGCAGUGUGGAUGUGGUCUCCGAAACGGAAAAUGAUAAUAACUUGCGGCAGAUUAACCAGGAAGCCCACAGAGUUUUCCGCUCUCGACGGCACAUCAGCGAAGACCUGGAAAAUGAGCAGCUGGACAUGCGAGACAUUGAUGAUUCAUGGGAAGUUGAACCCAUAUCAGAGGAGGAUCCUGCUUUACUGGGCGAGGGUCUGAAUCACUCUCUGUCCGGUCCCUCUUCGCUGGAAGUGCCCCUCUCCGUCACACCGGAGUUCUCCGAUGAGAUCAGCCUUAGAUUGUCUCUCGCUCCAGACACGAAUGGAGAGAUCCCCGGACCCAGCUCUGCUGUGCAGGGUCAUCUCUCCUCACGUCUCCGCUCCUCCAGCAUGACUGAUGGAGUCAGCGAUCCAGCUCAACCUCCCACACCAACGCAGAACCCGCAGCCCCGACGAACACGAGCACAAACAGUCACAGGCGUUGAGGACUCGAUGUCUCCAACGGCCAACUACGCCAUAACCACGCCGGGCCUUCCGCCAGGCUGGGAAGAACGCAAGGACCCCAAGGGUCGAACAUAUUUCGUCAACCAUAACAACCGCAGCACCACGUGGACCCGGCCCAUUCUGCAGCACACAGAAGAUGGAGCCAGUACCUCAGCUGCAGCAUCUGGUGGUGCUUCAGCAGCCCCACCCUCUGCUUCCACCCCCUCCUCCUCCAGCGGCCAUCUAAGUGAACCGCAAGUGCGUAGACCCCGUAGCCUCAGUUCCCCCACCGUCACGCUGUCUUCCCCCCCAGAGGGAGCUAAUAACGCCCCGGUACGGCGAGCCGUAAAGGACACGUUUUCAAACCCUCAGUCCCCACAGCCUUCACCCUACAGCUCACCCAAAUCCCAGCACAAGUCGACCCACAGCUUCCUGCCCCCCGGCUGGGAAAUGAGAAUGGCGCCCAAUGGACGACCGUUCUUCAUUGACCACAACAGCAGAAACACCACCUGGGAAGAUCCACGGUUAAAGUAUCCCGUUCACAUGAGGACAAAAGCAUCUCUAGACCCCGGUGACCUCGGCCCACUUCCUCCGGGGUGGGAGGAACGAGUGCAUGCAGAUGGACGGACCUUUUACAUCGACCACAAUACCAAAAAGACUCAGUGGGAAGACCCUAGACUGCAAAGUCCUGCCAUCACAGGACCCGCUGUGCCUUAUUCCAGAGAAUUCAAGCAGAAGUACGACUACUUCAGAAAGAAGUUAAAGAAGCCGGCAGAUAUUCCUAACCGCUUCGAGAUGAAGCUUCACAGAAACAACAUCUUCGAGGAGUCAUACAGACGCAUCAUGUCUCUGAAGAGACCAGACAGUCUGAAAGCUCGUCUGUGGAUUGAGUUUGAAUCAGAGAAGGGGCUGGACUAUGGAGGCGUGGCCAGAGAAUGGUUCUUCCUGCUCUCCAAAGAGAUGUUUAACCCUUAUUAUGGCCUGUUUGAAUACUCCGCCACGGAUAACUACACACUUCAGAUCAAUUCAAACUCCGGCCUCUGCAAUGAAGAUCACCUCUCAUACUUCAAGUUCAUUGGACGGGUGGCUGGCAUGGCCGUGUAUCACGGCAAACUGUUGGACGGUUUCUUCAUUCGACCGUUCUAUAAAAUGAUGCUGGGCAAGCAGAUCACGCUGAAUGAUAUGGAGUCAGUGGACAGUGAAUACUACAACUCUUUAAAAUGGAUUCUGGAGAACGAUCCCACAGAACUGGACUUGCGGUUCUGCAUUGAUGAGGACAACUUUGGGCAGACUUACCAGGUGGAUUUGAAGCCAAGCGGUUCAGACAUGGUCGUAACCAAUGACAAUAAAAAGGAAUACAUAGAUUUGGUGAUUCAAUGGCGGUUUGUGAACAGGGUUCAAAAGCAGAUGAACGCCUUUUUGGAGGGUUUCACCGAGCUCAUUCCUAUUGAUUUAAUUAAGAUCUUUGAUGAAAACGAACUGGAGCUGUUGAUGUGUGGUUUGGGAGAUGUGGAUGUGAAUGACUGGAGACAGCACACUAUCUAUAAGAACGGCUUCUGUCCCAAUCAUCCUGUGAUCCAGUGGUUCUGGAAGGCUGUGUUGUUAAUGGAUGCAGAGAAGAGGAUCAGACUUCUGCAGUUUGUCACCGGAACAUCCAGAGUGCCAAUGAACGGCUUCGCUGAACUCUACGGUUCCAAUGGGCCACAGUUGUUUACUAUAGAGCAGUGGGGAACACCUGACAAACUCCCUCGGGCUCACACAUGCUUUAACCGCUUGGACCUCCCGACUUAUGAGUCAUUUGAAGACCUGCGGGAAAAGCUUCUCAUGGCGGUGGAGAACGCCCAAGGCUUCGAGGGCGUCGACUAAAGAGACCCCUUAAUAAACACCUGAUCCCCUAGAGCAACCGAUGAGCAGAGACAUGUACAACAAACACAAACUUAUCGUCACACACACACACUCUCGAGUUGCCAUUGUACAGCCAGAUCCCAGCAUCUGCAGGCGUGUGAUGUCACACAGUAUAUGCAUGUAUCUGUCUAGCUGGAACACCAUGGGCUGUGAACCCCUUUCCGAGACGCCAAACAACUCUAUGUAUCCCUUCCCAACACCUUUUUUCUUUAAGUUACUCUCUAGGCCACUUUAGCGUUUGCAUCGACAGUAAUUCAAAGAAACGGAAAGAAUCAGCUCGGAUACACUUCAGUGUUUGAUGAAGCCUCAGUGGGUGUGGCCUCGGAGUGGGUGUGGCCUCGAUACAUCGAAACGACCACCGCGACCAAUCCCGUUUAUGCAUAUCUCGAUCGAACACUGCAGUGAAGAGGCAACGAUGAACUCGCUUAUCAGGUCUUAUUACCACCAGGUUACCUUAGGAAGUACAGCCAGGAUGAAGGGCGCCGCCUCAUCCUCACUUAUUCUGUCCACUCACCAAAUUUCUCCUUCCUUCCUCGAGGAUUGGUUUUUAUCUUUCGCAACGCCAAGAAGAAUCGGGAUGUUAAUAAUUGUUUUUAAUAGUUUAUUAUCGCUGUUAACAUUACUGUUAUCAUUCUUUCUGAGUAAACGGAUCUUUGCACCAACAACGUGGUUUACUUUUUUAAACGAAAAUGCAUCAGUGGCCUGGGUGUAUUGGAAUAGAUAUCCAUGUCGUCGUGGGUAGCGAAAAACAAGCAAACAAAAAAACAUGAUCAUCACGGUUAUUGUAUUGCUAUGAAACUGGCAUGAACACGUAUCUUGUGUUUCGAUAUGAUUACGUAGUAAUUAUAAAACUAUUCUCCUUCUUGGUGGAAAGUGAGAUCGGAGAGACGGAUGAACGAGGACAUGCAUUUGAAAUGCGAAUGAGGGUUUUCUUAAAAUGUAAUAAGUAUUGUUCUUAAUUAUUAUGAUUCUAUCUGUUCAUAAUGCUGUAAAUGAGUUUGGGGUGAGGAAGGGUUGGAUUCUUUUACUGUAUGUGUCGGAAGUAUUAAUGAGAAGCUAUCCUAAAAAGCGCUGUGAUUCAACUCUGCAAGUCUUGCAGACUUUCAGUAUGUAAACGUUCUUUCUUAGUCUUUCUUUAUUUCUUCUAACACCACCGAACCUAAACGGGCACUUUAUUGAUCAUGUCACCAUUUUUUUUUUCUUUGUGAACUUGAAUGUGAUUAUAUAUUGUUUCUUUAAUGGCACUCGGUGCAAUUUCUGUGGUUUAUAAUCUGCCUGCUGCUAACAUAUCAGUCGUGAAGCAGGGUUGCAGAUUGAAUUUUGCACCUACAGCUGAUCUGGAGUCAGCUUGACCGCUCUUCCUAUGGUUUGCUGUUGAAGGGACAGGUCGAGCCGGCAGCUGUUCCUGGAUCAGCUCUGUAGAAGCGAGCUCCACCUGGAGUAAGACUUCAGACUGAUUCUUUUUGUAUUUUCUGUUCUUCUGCAUCUCUCCUCACUCACACAUUUCGGGCCGCUUGAAUUGUAACGUGGCUCUGUAGGUUUGUAAUAAUAUGAUUCUUGUUAUUGCUAUGAAUGACCCUUUCUCUUUUUGUAGGGGCUGUUGUUUUUUAUUGAUGACGAACAUUUACUUUGUCUUGGAUCUUGCUCGGCGCAAGACCUUGCAAUUGGUAUAACUUCCUUCAAAAUAAACUGAUAAAUAGAAUCGGA